AUGGACAAUUCUCAGGUUCGUAAUAUUAGCGGAAGAGCUCUUCUUUUUAACAUUUUGCUACUGUAUGGAUUCGGUGCGAUUGCUCAAUUUGUUCCUCCAUUAUUCGGAAUAUUCAGAAGAGGAUUCUUUUGCGAUGAUGACAGCAUUCGUUAUCCUUACAAGAAAGAUACGGUUUCCAGUGGUUUUCUUAUCUGUUAUGCCAUCUUUGUCAAUGCUCUAGCUAUUGUGUUUGUGGAGUUUUAUCGUAUGAAUCGGGUAGAAAAUGAAAUAGAUCAACCUCAGUACAAAUGGAAAAACAGCACGAUUCAUGCUUUGUUUGUACGCUUCAUGACAUACUUCGGCUAUUCCCAGAUUGGCUUCAUUUGUAACAUCACAUUAACUAACAUAGCCAAAAUCGUUAUCGGACGCUUGCGACCUCAUUUCCUCGAUGUUUGUAAGGCCGGAAAUAACACAUGCACAUCUUCCGAGCAUAUUUUCAUUUCAAACUACACUUGCACAGGAGACCCGUCACUAGAAAUGGAAGGACGGAAGUCUUUUUUCAGUGGCCAUUCUAGUAUAUCCAUGUAUGCGUCUGUCUGGACAGCGUUAUAUCUCCAAGCGCGCCUGCUUUCUGUAUGUGGAAACCGUAUUAUAAUACCAAUCAUUCAAACAAUAGUAGUAGCUGCUGGUAUGGGAAUAAGUUUAAGUAGAAUAAACGACAACAUGCAUCAUUGGAGUGAUGUGCUAGUUGGAAUGUUCGUUGGUUCUUUCAUAGCCACUUAUACGUGUAUCUGUUGGACCAAUAUGUUCCAUUCUAAAAACAACAAUCAUUCAGUUUUACCCACCGAACAGGUUCGCUAUGGAGCAACGUCGACUUCUGAAGCAACACUCACUUCUGAAGAAUGCUUAUAA
Auanema sp. JU1783 is the source of this 891-nucleotide messenger RNA. NCBI's taxonomy places the organism in Eukaryota, Metazoa, Nematoda, Chromadorea, Rhabditida, Rhabditidae. The record is from the annotation of a GenBank genome assembly.